GUUUGUAGUAGUAGUAGUCGCUGUUCUGUUGUAGGGAAGUUGCGAGGUUUUAAGAGUGUAGAUAAAGGUGUGUGGCGAUCGACAACGGUGUAAUUUUUGGAAUUCGUCACAGAAAACGUUUUUUUUUAACGACUUUUGGGAUUUGGUCUUUUUUUUGAGGACAGAUUGUGAAGGAUAAAAGAUUAUUGAUAGAUUAAAACAGCAAUCAUGAAGUCAGGAAAUCCCAGUGACGUUAUUUACAAGGAAGUGGUUAUCGUAGGAAACGGCCCGAGCGGCAUUGCCCUGUCUUAUAUGCUCUCUGGAAAUCUUCCUUUUCUGGUCUCGGAUCAGCAUCCGGACGAAAUGUUGUCAAUGAGACUGAGGUCGGGCUUGCACGAGUGCUUGGUCAAACAAAAUUUGGGCCAUCUAGCGGAGGGAAUCGAAGGCAGGUCUACCAAUCCGGUGUCGCUGCUCUUGGACUCGUUGCUGCAUCCAUGUGCCGACAUCGGAAUAGAGAUGGAGCCAUUGGUGGAGUUCAAAAAGGUUGGAGUGGAGAUCGACCACGUAGUACUGGGUAAGGGUCCACCCGGCGGUUCCUGGCACAAGAUGGACCCGUACAUCCUUACCCUGUCCCUCGGAACGUGGAUGGCACUUCCCGGAUUGCCCUUCCACUCGCGGGACUCCGGCGAAAAGCGGGCCUUCGCUUGCAACGUGGCCAACUACUACGUCAACUACGUCCGAGAGAUGAACCUCUCAAAGCAUUUCAAUAACAACGCCCUCGUCACCGGCAUCUCGCCGCUCAUCCCGCCCCGGCGGGACCCCCAGGAGAGGGAACGAACCGAAAGACUGAAAGAAAUGGAUCAAAUAUACGUGUCCGAGAGCCAAAGCCUGGCGAUCCGCAUGGAAUACGAACAAAUCGAGGCAAUUCCCAGCCCAAAGUCUUGCCUCAUCUCGGACGCUUUCAACUACCUUCUAUCGAGGGGCCACAGAAAGCUCAAGCCCAGUCGGUGUUGUAAGAGACCCCGAGAAGCGCUUUGUCAGGGCCUAAGCCCAGACAGGAAAAUCCGAGAAGUUGCCCAAUACAGACCCAUGGCCAGACGAAACACGGACCGAUCUGUCAGUUUAAGCUGUGAUUCUUCUACAUGUGAUAGUUUUUCUAGUGAUAGCCUGAGGAACUCCCGUAGUUUAGAGCUGAAGAGUGCUUCGCGUGUGCCUUUCAGAAUCAGCCCAGUCUGUGAUCCCGACCAGAGGGCGAACUGGGCGGUGGAAACCCGGAACGUAGAGUCGGGGGAAAGCACGACGUACCAUUGUAAGUACCUGGUGCUGGCGAACGGUGCCAGCGAUUUGCCGAAUAGACUGGAUUUCUCCAAAACCAAGAAAGAUCCUAGCUGGCUGUUCCACGAUCUGAGGAGCCUGGAGUACUAUUUGGACCAUUAUAUCAGAGAGAAGGGGGUGGAGGAGGUGGAACCGGUGAUGAUUGUGGGGGCCGGGCUAAGUGCCGCCGACGCUGUAAUUGCCACCAGGGGCAGAAACGUGCCCGUGGUACACGUCUUCAGGAAUAAGUCGGCGGAUUUGAACAAGCAGUUGCCUGAAAAUAUGUACCCAGAGUACCAUAAAGUCCACCAAAUGAUGAAAGAUGGCGGCUCCACCUACCCCUUCUACACAGCCUACCCCGAAUACCAACUCUCUGACAUCGAUGAAAACUCUCGAUCAGUCAUUCUUACAUCGAAAUCCAGCGGCGACAUUGUAAAAAUCCGGGUUUCUUUUGCCGCCGUCUUGAUAGGGUCCCGCCCCGACCUGACUUUCCUUCCCCCAGACUACAACCUGGGCGUGAAGAAAAACGCCCCUAUAGACUGCAAAACCAACACUCUGAAAAUUGAUAAAUUGACACACCACGUCGAUGGUUUUGACAAUUUGUUUGCCAUCGGGCCGCUGGCUGGAGAUAAUUUCGUUAGAUUUAUACCAGGAGGUGCUUUGGCUGUUGUUUCUGAGCUGUACAGGAAGAACAACAACUACGUUUGUCGUUACACGUAAAUGUCAGAUUUUAUGUAGCACUUUUAUUUGUUGGCACUUUUGUGGGUUUCAUGUUGAUAAUAAGUGUUUAUGAUAGUUUGGGGUGGGUUUGCGAUUGUUUUUGACAAUAUUUUAAAUUUUCGUGUUAUAAGUGACAAUGUGAUCGCGGCUUUUUCUUAAUUUCUGUCAAAAAAACAAAAAAAAAGAACUAUCGAGUUUUGAAUAAUCCUAAUGCCAAAAAACAGUCUCACAUAGGGUUUUUUUAUUCGGCCUAAUCUGUAGAUCUACGUGGAAUGACAUUAACAAUAAGAAUAAUAAGAAUUGAAUUAUGUUAAAAAGUAGGCACAAGCUAGGAGCUCAAACCAUAUGUACAGAUCAUAAUAACGUAUUAUUGUGAUUAUAACUUAAAAACAAGACGCCAUGAAGUCAAAAUAUUCAUUUUUACAGCAGUCGUGGUCUGAAUUGCCCAUGGAGAUAAAAAAAUACCUUCCGUGUGUCGCGUGCUUGGUGUCUUAUAUAUCCCCAGCCUAAGAGCACCAUCUACUAUAGUACGUGAUGAGUUCCUGUAGCGAGUGUCUGGGAAUGUACUCGGGCAAUACCCCUUUUUCAGAUUUUUUUAAGCAAAAAAUGUCAUUUUGUUAUUGAUGGUAAUUUUCCAAAAUUAAAUAUGAUUCUAAAACAGUUGCAUUUUUAAACUCCAAAUUAUUUUGUGUUAAUGAUGACAUUUCUAUGAAUGCUAUUGCUUCGGGAAGAAAAUUUUAGACAGCCGGUAUAUAGCUGUUUAAUAAUGUUUAUUCAAAAUGGAGUUGAAUCAAAUUCUGAGAUUUUGAGAUUGUGAUACGUAAAGCGUUUUUAUUCCUUCAAUGCAUUAUCUUGACAAAGAAAAAAUGUUAAAUAUUGUUUUAUAUAGGUGCUUUCUAUACAUUUUUUCUUUUAAAUGCAAGUGAUAACACAAGGAGUUGUAAAUCACAUUUAUUUACAUUUUGCAUCAUUCCAGUGUUAGCUGUUAAGGAUUUUAUAAGUAAUUGUGAAUAUUGUUUUUAAAUUUCUUUUGUAAGUGCAAUUUAUUGUUGCUGUUUUUAUCUUUAUACUGUUAGACUUAAGUUGAUUAUUAACUGUUAGUUAUUUUACUUAUAUUAUUUUUAUAUUUGUAUAUAGAUUGUGAUGAGCUUUUACCGCCAAAAUUAGUGGCCAUGUUGGUGCGAUGAGGGUUUAUAUGCAAGCUAGUGGCAAAUUUUUUGUUAAACUUUUAGUUAGUUUUUAUCGUUCCGUUGUAGAUGUAGGAUGGUACCGUAUUUUUAAUGAUGAGCAAUAAUUGUCCUAUAUUAUGAAAUUCACCAAGUUGUUUUGUUGGAAAAAAGUUGUUUAUUUUUUUAUUUGUAGAUAUUUACAAAACAUAUAUAAAUAAAAGAGAAGAUUUUA
Molecule: messenger RNA, 3414 nt
Organism: Zophobas morio
Lineage: Eukaryota; Metazoa; Arthropoda; Insecta; Coleoptera; Tenebrionidae
Product: oxidative stress-induced growth inhibitor 2-like
Exons: 5
Coding region: 208-2013 (601 amino acids)
Source: RefSeq, a predicted model, not a curated record